Microthlaspi erraticum is the source of this 381-nucleotide messenger RNA. The record is from the annotation of a GenBank genome assembly. Lineage: Eukaryota; Viridiplantae; Streptophyta; Magnoliopsida; Brassicales; Brassicaceae.
AUGAGUUCCAUAGGGCAAAGCAUUCUCAUGGCUUUAACAGUAACCGUUAACAAAUACACUUCCUCCAAUGUUCAAGCUGUGCGCAGAAACGAUACCAAACGCGAUUCUUUAACCGCUGAUUUUGGACGAAGAAACGUACUCUUCUCCUCUUCUUCUUUCCUCGCCGCCGCUUUGACCACCAGCGAUCAGCUUCUCCAGAAGUAUUUGAAGAAGACUGAAGAAAACAAAACCAAGAACGACAAAGAGAGGUUGGACAGUUACUACAAGAGGAAUUAUAAAGACUACUUUGAGUUUGUUGAAGGAUCUAUGAAGGGAAAGACAGAAGCAGAGCUCAGUGAGUCUGAGAAACGGAUUCUCGAAUGGCUCAAGUCCAACAAAUGA